Molecule: messenger RNA, 1686 nt
Organism: Fonsecaea multimorphosa CBS 102226
Lineage: Eukaryota; Fungi; Ascomycota; Eurotiomycetes; Chaetothyriales; Herpotrichiellaceae
Exons: 3
Coding region: 1-1686 (561 amino acids)
Source: RefSeq, a predicted model, not a curated record
AUGCGGCAAACUCAGCCUGAACCCGCGGGCUGGGAAGACUCGGUCACUGUCCGCGCCCAAUCAGGUCUCCCAAAAGGCCGGGGAGGCUCCGAACACGAUACGAACCAGGACGAUCAGGACGAGCAGGACGAUCGGGAUGAAUCUCAAUAUGGGCGACAAGACACAGUAACAUCCAGCACAACUGGUUCUCAACCUGCUGUAACCCCGCGAAAGCCUCUUGUCAAGCGGGGAAAGGAUCGGAAACCUAGGACAGUGACUUCCAAAAAGACUGUCGCAAGGAAAGCAGAACGUGACGAGGCUCUGGCGGUGGUGAAUUACUCUCAAAGUCCAUCGCUGCUCUUGGAACCUGAUGCCGACGAGCCCUAUCCUCUUCUCCCAUCAGCACUUCCGAAUGGGCUGGUCAAACGACACCUGCAUAACCUCCCUGACGUUCUUGCGAAGCUGGUAUCCAAAGCUGCGCUGACCGGGAAGUAUGGAAGAUCCUUUGCCAGCAAUGUCAUGGCGUCGCUCUCCCAGCACCCAGCACAACUCCACGCCAUGAUCUUCGCGGUCAUGGUGCAUGACCGCAUACAACAGGGGAUCAGUAACCCGACAGCCACAGAGUUGAUGGUCGGCACAGAAGCCAUCCGCCACUUGAAUACGGAAAUCAGCGACCCGGACCCCAAACGAGCCUUGUCAGAUUCCAACAUCUGGGCCGUCCUGGUGCUUGCAUACUCUGGCCGCGAAGAUAGAAUUAGGUCGGGGCCAAGUUACCCGCGGCAGUCCUUUUUGAGAGAGCUACAGUCAAUUCAUAUCUAUCUGAAGAUGGAGAUUGUCAUUGAGCAUGUCCUUGGCCUUAUCAAAAUGAUGGACCUACUUGGGAACUUGCACAAGAUCAAGACACCCGGGAUCGCUCCGAUAGUCUCUUGGUGCGGUAUCAUGGGCGCAUGCCGCAGUAUUGGGAGACCCAUCUUUCCCUUUAUAUCCCACACGGCCACCUUCGUCCGCGGAGAUGGUCGUCUCUCUAUAACCAACCACGAGCGUGACGCCGUUGCUGCUGACCUAGGCACCCUAGGCACGGGCUUCUGGCAAGUCUGGAGCCCCAAACCUUCCGCGCCGAGCUACCUCGACGAUCUGCUGACAGUCAUCCGCGACAUCUGCGACUUCACGGUUGUGGUCGAGAACCACGCGAGUGGGAGGUGGAUGCCACGGACGUCUCCCGAGAUCAUCGACCAGAGAAACUUCGUUCAGCACAAGCUGAUGUCGCUGUGGUCAGCGGAGGAGCUUCUCACCGCCAGGGACGUUGCCGUCGACGACCUGCAAUACGAGACCUGCCGGUUAGCGUGCAUCAUCUACUCUUUCAUCGUCGUCUUUCCCGUCCCGCCGGUGGUGGGACCCUUUGAGACUUUAAUUGACAGGAUCAAGCGUGCCCUGCAGGCCACCGAGUGGAAGAACUUUGACCCUCCGAGGCUGAGGUUGCAUUUGUGGAUCCUGGCCAUGGGUGCGAUCGGCUCGAUAGGGCUGCCUGAUCGUCCUUGGUUCCUGCUACGGAUCAUGGAAGUGUUGGACGAGUUCGACAUAAAGGGAUGGAAGGACCUGAAGGUUUUGUUGCAGUCGUUCUUAUGGCAUCCUCGGACGAGCGAUCCCGACGGCCUCGAUAUUUGGAAGGCGGUUCAGCAUGGACUUGAUGUGCUAGAUGAGCUAUGA